CCCAAAUAAUUUAGUUUAAAAUGUUAGUAUUAUCAACUUCUAUAUUUCUAUUGAAUCUUUUGUCAUCUUCAUUGCCAAAAAAACCAAACCAUACAAUUGAGAGGGAGAUAUGGAAGCGAAGCUAGCAAGACUGGGAAGCUCACUCCUUGUACCCAGUGUUCAAGAACUGGCCACAGAAUCACUCACCACCGUCCCACCGCGGUAUGUUCGCCAUGAUCAUCAGAACCAUCCAAUCUCAUCGUAUGGUUCUCGUUGUCCCAAUGAUGUUCCGAUCAUCGACAUGGACAAGUUGAUUUCUGGAGAUCAUAUGGAUUUAGAAUUGAAUAAGCUUAACUAUGCAUCCAGAGAGUGGGGUUUCUUCCAGUUGAUAAAUCAUGGAGUGAGCUCUUCAUUAGCGGAGAAGGUGAAGAUGGAGACUCAGGAAUUCUUCAACCUCCCAAUGGAAGAGAAGAAGAAAUUUUGGCAGGACCCUGGUGAUGUUGAAGGAUUUGGGCAGAUCUUUGUUGUAUCAGAGGAGCAAAAGCUUGAUUGGGCUGACCUCUUCUUCCUCACCACCCUUCCAACCCAUUUGAGAAAACCCAAUUUAUUUCCAAUGCUCCCUCUCCCCUUCAGACACACUCUGGAAGUUUACGCGGCUGAGUUAAAGCAUCUUGCCAUGAAGAUUCUUGACUACAUGGCUAAAGCUUUGAAAAUGAAGGCAGAGGAUAUGAGGGAGUUGUUUGAGGAAGGGAUGCAGACAAUGAGGAUGAACAACUAUCCUCCAUGUCCACAACCAGAGCUGGUCGUUGGCCUCCCCCCACACUCCGAUGCCGUUGGCCUCACUAUCCUCCUCCAGCUCAAUGAAAUGGAAGGUCUGCAGAUUAAGAAAGAUGGGAUGUGGGUUCCUGUUAAACCCCUCUCUGAAGCCUUCGUGGUCAACAUUGGAGACAUUCUAGAGAUUGUUACCAAUGGAACUUAUCGUAGCAUCGAGCAUCGAGCAGUGGUGAACUCUAGCAAGGAGAGACAGUCAAUUGCCACAUUUUACAACCCAAGACUUGACGGAGAAAUGGGUCCUGCACCUAGUUUGAUUAGCCCACAAACACCAGCACGGUUCAAAAGAAUUAGGGUUCAAGAUUAUUUCACAGGCUUUUUCGCUCGAGAGCUUCAUGGGAAAUCAUACCUAGAUGUCAUGAGGGUUGAAAAUGAGGAAAGCCAGAACAGUACUUGAAAAUUCUGUAACAGUAAUGUACUAAAACUUGUUUCAUCUUUUGCUAUUAAAGUUGUAAAGAGUACUGAAGCCGCUUAAAAACCAGCCUGUCACAUAAACCUUACUAUGAAAUUCCUCAUCAGAACUAGAGUUUUUAUUUUUUGGAUAAAUUCCUCAACAGAACUCGAGUUAUAAAUAAUAUUUCAUUAUACAGACAA
Molecule: messenger RNA, 1404 nt
Organism: Camellia sinensis
Lineage: Eukaryota; Viridiplantae; Streptophyta; Magnoliopsida; Ericales; Theaceae
Product: protein SRG1
Source: RefSeq, a predicted model, not a curated record